GUUUAACAACUCCAAUAUAAAUCGACUUUUCAUUGGGCAUUUGGCUUGCCGUCAAAUCACCCAAGGAAAAUUUAAUGCCUUGUGAAGAUGAACAUACUGCAUAUGCCUACAAGAAAGUGUCAUUAGUCAGCAGAAAAUACUACAAACACCCAAGUCCUAACAAGAAAGCAAACGAAUAAAGCUGCCACGUGCCACUGCUAUAACAUCCCCAAUGUGACAUUUUGCUAUAUAAUGCUUGUGAAGUUUCUUGUUCUUUACAGAUUCUUCUCUCCUUUCACAUAUUCCUUGCUUCCUCAGCAAAAUCAGAUCAGAUAAGAUCACUCGCUUCUUCACUUCUUCUCCUUUCUUCUCUAUAUUAUAAAAGAGGGUGACAGAGAGAGAGAGCAACAUAGUUUGUGAAGAUAUAAAAAAAUGGCAGAUUGGGGGCCGGUAGUGAUAGCUGUUGUACUGUUUGUGCUGCUAAGUCCUGGAUUGCUAUUCCAGUUGCCUGGAAAAGGGAGAAUUGUUGAGUUUGGCAAUAUGCAGACAAGUGGGGUUUCUAUACUUGUUCAUACCAUUAUCUUCUUUGCUCUUAUUACCAUCUUCCUUAUCGCUAUUGGUGUUCAUAUUUACUCUGGAUAGCCAUGUUAAAUGUACCCUUUUCAAAGCUUUGUUCAAUUUGUUCAUCUGUCUGUCUGAUGUAUUCUCUUGUACCCUUUUGUUAGUUAUAUUAGUUGCUGGUGUUGAAAUGGUCUUAGAACUCUGCCAUCUUCUGUAAGAGAUUAAAAUUCUGAAGGAAUAUUAUGAUCUUUCAGAAACAUCUAAGCUCUGCAUGUGGAGGAUGGCUUACCAAUUGUUGCUUUUGCUUUGAUGGGUAUUAAUAAUGUUUAUUAGU
Manihot esculenta (cassava) is the source of this 874-nucleotide messenger RNA. RefSeq lists its product as uncharacterized. The record is from RefSeq and is a predicted model, not a curated record. The transcript has a single exon. The coding region runs from base 412 to 621 and encodes 69 amino acids. NCBI's taxonomy places the organism in Eukaryota, Viridiplantae, Streptophyta, Magnoliopsida, Malpighiales, Euphorbiaceae.